Molecule: messenger RNA, 1746 nt
Organism: Hemiscyllium ocellatum (epaulette shark)
Lineage: Eukaryota; Metazoa; Chordata; Chondrichthyes; Orectolobiformes; Hemiscylliidae
Gene: pld5
Product: phospholipase D family member 5
Exons: 10
Coding region: 19-1608 (529 amino acids)
Molecular function (GO): catalytic activity
Source: RefSeq, a predicted model, not a curated record
CAGGAGCUUGAGGCGAAGAUGGAAGUGAAGCAUGACCGACUGUCCGAGGAACCUUAUGAUCAGCUGAAAGUGAAAUCGGGACCGAGGGAGACGCCUCAGAACCCUGCCCGAGGGGCUUCUCCUAACUUGUACAGUGCUGCAAAGAAAAAGGAUUACACCGUCUCAGUCUAUCUCAAUAACAGGGGCAAAAGCGAGCAUUCGCAGCAGAAGUGCAUCGUGGGUUUUGCCCUUGUGUGCUGUUUCGCUAUUUCUGUCGCUCUGAUAUUUUCAGCUGUGGAUAUUCCAGGCAGCGGCAAUGACAUGGAAGACAUUACCGAGGACAACUGCAAUAGGAAUUGUCGGGUUCAUCUUGUUGAAAAUAUUCCAGAUGGGCUGGACAAUACUGACAACAACACAAAGCACAUUUCCUUGUUCCAGGGCUGGACCGAGUUGCUGGAUGCAGCAUUGCACAGUGUUGAUAUUGUCUCUUCCAAGUGGGCUCUAAAACAUGGUGAUCUGGAACAAAACCAUUCGCUAAGUCACUGGGGUGAGAAGAUAUUUGAGAAGCUGCAGGACUUGAAGACUCGUAACAUAGGCCUGAGAAUCCCGAUUAAUAAAUUCCAAUUUGGAUCCCAGGAAGCGACAAAUCUGAAAGUUAACGGUGCACUAGUGAAAUACAUAAAUAUGACUCCCAUUAUUGGCGGUGAGCUUCGUUCUUCUUUUUGGGUGGUGGACAGGAAGCACAUCUACAUUGGCAGUGCCCACAUGGACUGGCGCUCUCUGUCGCAGAUGAAAGAGUUGGGUAUCAUCAUGUACAACUGCAGCUGCCUCGGCUUAGACCUGCACAAAGUCUUCUCUGUGUAUUGGCAGCUGGAGUACCGAGACUCUCCACCUGAAAUCUGGUCAAAGAAGCUCUUCGGUAUUUCCAGCAUGCAUUCCCCCCUCAACCUACAGCUGAAUGGGUUUGAAGCCGAUGUCUAUCUAGCUACCUCUCCUGAACCUUUAUGCCCCAGUGGCCGCACCAAAGAUAUCGAUGCUGUUCUCAGGGUUAUUGCCAAUGCUCAGAAGUUCAUAGACGUGGCUGUCAUGGAUUUUCUACCCCUUGUCAAUCGCAGUAAUGCUCAGAGAUACUGGCCUCUGAUAGAUAAUGGCCUGCGGGAAGCUCUGUUUCUGCGGAGAGUCAGGGUGCGAAUGUUGGUCAGCUGCUGGAAAGGAACCUACUUGCCAAUGCUCAACUUCCUAUGGUCCCUGAAAAUGUUCUGCAGUGAGCCCAUCAACUGCAGCUUCGAAGUGAAAUAUUAUGGAAUUCCUGCUUCUGAAGGGGAUAAGAAGGUCCCAUUUUCCAGUGUCAAUCGCAACAAAUACAUGGUGACAGACAAAGCAGCAUACAUCAGUACGUCCGACUGGGUUGGGGACAACUUUGUGAAAAACACGGGAGUGAGCCUGGUCAUUGAACACAAACAGAACAGGAGGAGACUGAGCAAGGCCACAGUUCUCGAGGAGUUAAAGGCUGUGUUCGAGAGAGACUGGAACUCCAAAUAUGCCCAAAAUUUGGAAAUAAAUAUCUUUCCGGAAUGCUUGGAACUUCAAACCUAUCAGCGCAAACCACCUUCAUUUAAUCUGGGGUGAAUCAAUACCAUUGUUUUGAGAUAUGCGAGUGAAGGGAGAAAGAAUGUGAUCAGAUGUACUGGAAGUUUUCACUUUGGGUUUGAAUUAAAGGUAGCCAUCUUACCAUGUCCACUUCAUCCAAAAAAUAAGCCAAAUGUU